CAGAAACGUCGUUUAAGCAUUUGUUACUUUCCUUCCAUGGACGAACACGUUAUAUAAAGCCUAAUCACAUUCAAAACGCUUCUCCAUUUUCUGUUGUGAUUUCCCGCUAAACCGUACGAAAUGAGAAUCGAUGAGAUAUCCACCCAAGAAUUAGGGCAAAAUCACUGUGAAUCACCAUCUCCAUCUCCAUCAUUAUCUCAACAUCAGAUUGUUCUUUCCCAAAUCGAAGCCUCAAUCAAUCAAGCGGAGAAUCUCUCGCCGGAGAAGCCAUUGUCGAUCACAAUAUCUGACGAUCUCAGACGUUUCCUGAAUCAGUUGAAUCACUCCGCGCCUUUCCCCAACUCCGUAAAGCUCCGGAUUUGGAAACUAAGCUUUCGCCUCUGGAACGCUUGCGUUGAUCUUUACAAUGCUGCUUCAAUUCGCUUUCGCUCCACCACUUCGGGGACCGUCCUCGAAGAAGAGCAUGCCAAACUUCGUCAUAUCGCCGCUGAUCUUCUCUCUAUUGCUUCAGGAGUCGUGGGCGUUCCUUCUCCGGAGAUUAAGACCGCUUCCUUUUACCACAAGACCGGCAUCAUUUGGCAUGAUCUUCGGAGUUUCGAACUUGCUUCGACCUGUUUUGAGAGAGCUACGGAUAUUGUAUCAAAGGUUGAUACCAAUUUGAUAACGAAUGCAGGAGAGAGAAAGCUAUUGUUGGAUCUUAGUAUCGCGAGGUCUAGAACUGCAUGGGAAGUCUCGGAUCGAAAUGUUGCGAUUGCGUUGCUAAAUCGGGCCAAGACAUUGUUGUUCGGAUCGCCUGAGCAUCACAAAGCUCUUGCGAAUCAGUACUCGGAGUUCGGAAAGAGCGUGCUAUCUAAGAAUGAAACCGGUGCUUUGAACGAAGCCUUGAGGCUUAUGAACGAGGCUCUGGAUUUGUAUGAGAAGGGACUACACGCAGCGAGAACUCGAGAAUGCAUGCUCGAGCUAAAGGAAUUGAAAUCGAAGACGCUCCGAUUCAUCUCAGCUGUUCAUCUACAGAUGGGUGAGUUUGAGAGUGUUAUUAAGUGUGUGAAGGUGUUGAGAGAAGGUGACAAUGAGGACCGUCAUCCUAGCUUGCCUGUGCUUGCCUUGAAGGCGUGGUUGGGUUUGCGAAGGUUUGCUGAGGCAGAGAAAGAGCUGAGGGGAAUGGUGGUGAAUAAGGGAAUUCCGGAGAGCGUUUGGGUAUCUUCUGUGGAGGCUUACUUUCAGGCUGCGGGUACAGCUGGAGCAGAGACGGCAAAGGAAGUGUUCUUGGGACUGUUGGGUAGGUGCAGCAUCAGUGCCGGUGCGGCUGUUAGGGUGGCUCAUAGAGUGGUUGGAAAGGACGGAAGCAGCGGCGAGGGGUCAAAGGUGAGGGCAAAAGUGGUUUCAGAGCUAGUGUCAGAUGAAAGGGUCAUAGCACUCUUCUCAGGUGAAGAAGCUGCGAAGCAGAGAACGGCGAUGCAUGCGGUGCUAUGGAAUUGUGGUGCGGAUAAUUUUCGUUCCAAAGAUUAUGUAACGAGUGCGGAAAUGUUUGAAAAAUCAAUGCUUUACGUUCCGUAUGAUAUAGAGAAUAGAACACUUCGAGCCAAGUGCUAUAGAGUUUUGGGCCUCUGCCACCUUGGUCUCUCUCGGCUUGACCAAGCUUUAGAAUACAUCAACGAAUCUGAUAAGCUUGAACCCAACGUAGCUUCUGCUUUCCUGAAGUUCAAAAUCUUUCUGCAAAAGAAUGACCAGGCUGGUUCACUAAAUCAGAUUCAAGUAAUGACUACCUGCGUUGAUUUUAGUCCAGACUUUCUUUCCCUCGCAGCCCACGAAGCCAUUGCUUGCCAUGUUUUUCCCGUGGCUGUUGCUGCUUUGUCAAAUCUCCUUAACUUCUAUGUCUCUGGAAAAUCCAUGCCAACAACAGAAGUUGUAGUUCUACGCACGCUGGUAUCUAUUUUAAGUCAAGAAUCUAACAACGAGCAGGAAAUUCUAAAGUUUGUAAAAUGGGCUUGUAAUAGGGCAUCUGAACUUGGGCCAGAUUGCUUCUUUGGAAAAGGGGAAGUUGGAAGACGAGAAUGGAAUUGGUUUACUGUGAGUUCUUGGAACUUUGGGAUAAAAAGUGGAAAGGAGAUGAAAUUUCAAUUAUGUGCUGAUUUCUUGAGAUUAGCAUCAGAACUUUUUGGUCUUAAGGUUGAUGAUGGGAAAGUAGAUGAAAAUAAUACUAUGAUCUGCAAGUCAAUAGUACUGUCUGUAUCUGCCAUGAUAGCUUCGGAGGAUCAGAGGAAGAUUGCAUUGACUGAUACAGAAGUCAAACAAAUCAUGGAGCUGCUAGAUAGAGCAGGCAAGUUACUCAAGUCAAUUUCAUCGGGUCCUCGGCUUAUUGAUGACCAAGUUAACAGCUUCGAGGUCGACCUUUUCUUCGUAUACACUCUCUGUGCCUACGAUAUACAAGGAAGGCUGAAUGAUUUAGGAUCACAACUACUUGUUGUGAAAAAUUUAGCUAAUUCAAAGGCUUGCGAACCCAAAUACCUCCUUCAGAUUGGCCUUAAUGCUAUGCAGGGUCCCCGGCCUAAUCUCGAAGUAGCUGCCUUUGCUCUAAAUGAGUGCCUUACGACUUUCCUUUCUUCUCCUUUGCCAGAAUAUCAAAGUGUGGCUCUUAUUGUCCGAAAGCUCAUUGCAGUAGCUAAUGUUCGCAGAGGAGAUGCAGAUGAUGAUGAUGCUGUGUAUGGCAUGUAUAAGCAAGCUUAUCGAAUAAUGGUGGGUUUAAAGGACGGCGAGUAUCCCAUUGAAGAGGGAAAAUGGCUGGCUACAACCGCUUGGAACCGAGCAGCAUUGCCUGUGAAGCUUGGCCAGAUUGAUGUGGCCAAAAAAUGGAUGAGUAUUGGUUUGGAACUUGCAAUGCAUGUCCCAGGAAUGGAGAGUUACAAGGCAUCCAUGGAGGAUUUUGUUAGUAGUUUCGAGAGGGAACUUCAUGUGGAAAAUACUGGUAAGAACAUGGCUCAACUCACUGUAUAACAUAGAAUACUCACUAAUGAUUCAUGUUUCAUGUAUAUAAAUAUAUGUUUUUGCCUAUACAAUACUUAA
This is a messenger RNA of Cannabis sativa, 3063 nucleotides long. Its product is annotated as TPR repeat-containing protein ZIP4. The transcript is spliced from 5 exons. NCBI's taxonomy places the organism in Eukaryota, Viridiplantae, Streptophyta, Magnoliopsida, Rosales, Cannabaceae. Gene Ontology annotation, molecular function: protein binding. The record is from RefSeq and is a predicted model, not a curated record. Bases 121 to 2994 code for a protein of 957 amino acids. Gene Ontology annotation, biological process: meiotic cell cycle; regulation of synaptonemal complex assembly.